AUGACAACCCACUCACCUGCAGGCUUUAGUGUACUUCCAACGAAUCCAUCCCCGGUUUCCGUUCCUGGAUCGCGCAGCCUUCGAAUCCGCCGCCGCCAACCAGGAAAAGCCCAACUCGGCGCCGAGGAGCAAGUCCUGGACCUGCCUCUACCACACGGUCCUCGCCCUGGGCUGCCAGUACGACGGCGGAGGCAGCUUCCAGCCCACCGAGGGAGAGUCCUGGAAGCUGUUCUCCAUCGCCCUCGCCAACUUCACGGACCUGAUGGUCCUGCCGGACACGGUGACGGCGUUUCAAGCGGUGACGGCGAUGUUCAUCUACUCUCUCGGCGUGGCCGGGAUCGCGCUGGAGCACAUUCUCAUGUCCGAGGCCAUACGAAGAGCCCAGAACCUGGCCGACGCCAAGUUCAUCGGUCUCGCGGCGGAUGCGUACAACAGGACCUUCUGGGUGCUGUACUCUCUGGAGAAGAUCACAACCUUUCACCAUGGAAGACCGUCAGUGAGUGUCUUCCCUCACUGCUCGAGGACGCGGGCCCUGAGGAAGGGGCCCAUUUUGUGGCAUCAAACUCGACAACUAAUUACCUCAAGAAGGGCAUCGUCGACUGUGACAUAGCAUGUCCGAUCCCCCAUACCCCCGACUCGUUCUUCUCUGGAGAUUUUGACUGGUUUCUGUGCUUCGUCACCCACGCGCGCCUGCUGUCGCGAGCAUGCACGUCUCUCUUCGCCGUCGGCGUGUCUCACUACCCUGGCGAUUACUACCUGGACACAAUCGAACAGCUGACAGUAGAGCUGGAGGACUGGAGAGUCUCACUGCCGGACAACGGUUUCAGGCCGGGCGGCCAGACAAAGGCUCACUCGAUCGUAGAUGACCAAGAGCGCACGCUGGCGCUAGCUACGCACUUCCUCUACUACAGCUUCCUCUUGACGAUGACGAGAAUGGCUCUGAGGCAUCUCCCGUCCUCCGAAGCCCAGCCCGACUGUGCGCGGCGAGAGUCCGCAAUGAAGACCGUUGAGCAUUCCGCCAGCUCGCUGCUCGAACUUGUCCCCAUCAUAGACUUGGCGCCCUACACCCCGAUAUGGAUGAUGGCCGGUAUUCCCGUCAUGGCCUUCUUCGUCCUGUUCGAACUCGUCAUCCACAACCCCCGGCAGCAACAGACAGCAGCGAACCUGGCACUGCUCGACGUCAUGAGCGCACACUGCAAUCGGAUGGAUGUCAUGUCAAACGGCGCCCUACCUGGCGAUUUCAUCGGAGAGUUCGCACACAUCGCCCGAAGCUACGUAAUCGAGGUCGACCGCCGAACCCCGACCGGCAACACGCCCCAGGCACCGUCGAACACGUUGCAGGCAUCUUCCUUCUGCCCUCAGUGGUCGCUGCCAAACGUCGACAACUACGGGUUCGCGCCGCUUCAAGUACAGCCCGGCUUCUCAGACAUGAGUCCGAUCCCGGCGUCGCAUCCGGCGGAAUCUAUGGACGCGGAUGAAAUGACGAUGGCUGCGAGUCACCCUGCCGGAACCGACGUGAUGAGCCUGUUUGGCGUUUGGAUUCCGGAACUGGAGCCCAUGUUUUAUCAAGGCGUUCUGGGCCAAUAUGAUGGAGGGUUCACAGGUGCUCAACAAGGCCUUGGUCCUACGCCGAGCCUCUCGUAUGAGUACGACAACAACUCGUAG
Messenger RNA from Colletotrichum higginsianum IMI 349063, 1665 nucleotides. Its product is annotated as Fungal specific transcription factor domain containing protein. Bases 1 to 1665 code for a protein of 554 amino acids. The transcript is spliced from 3 exons. Lineage: Eukaryota; Fungi; Ascomycota; Sordariomycetes; Glomerellales; Glomerellaceae. The record is from RefSeq and is a predicted model, not a curated record.